AUGAAGAUAACCCUGCAUAAAAUUGUGAUGCCCUUCACUGUGUCAGAUUAUGAGCGAGGAUUUCUCUACACUUUAGCCUAUAUUGCUAAACAGGAAACUGGCAAAGGUAGCGGAGUGGAAUUAGUCUCGAGCAAAAACGACAAAGAGUUCAAAUUACCCGACAACGAAGUGCCCGAGAAGUGCCAAUACACACACAAAAUAUAUCACUGCGAGCGGUUUGUCUCAAACUGGGUCCGCAAAAUCGCCAUCAAAAUGUUCGGAAAAAACUCUUUGAAAUUCAUAGAGCACGCUUGGAACUGCUAUCCUUACAUGUACACGUCAACUGAAAAUAUGGAGAAACCCGAGAAGAUUGCGAUGCAUUUUGAAUCGUAUCAUAUUGAUAACGACAAAGGCAACACUGAAAAGCCGAAAUUUAUUCACAACAGCAAACAUCUGAAGAACAAAAACUCGUUUAAAGGGGUCCAAAUUAGAGUGACAGAUAUCACAGAGAACAUGAAGAAAUUAAAGAAGUUCGACCCGACUAAAACAGAGUCGAAAAAAGCGGGCGUGGGUCCUUUGACUCCGAGUACAAAAAAGAAGCCGUGGCAUGAUAGCUUCGAUGGACCAACUAUGUGCUGCUACAAACUGUCAAAUACCAAAUUCGACAUCACCUUCGGGGGUACUUUGGAGGGCAAAUUUGUGAAGCAGCAGGACUUCGCCCUAAAGAAGUUCCACAAGAUGAUCUACUGUCUCAUGGACGAAUGGUGGGAUAUGACGCUUGAGGAGGUUUUGAAAUACGAGGAAGAGGUCAACAAAGAGCUCGGUAACAAUCUGCACCGCGAAGACAUUGAAUUAACCGGCGGUGGAUUCGGAGCCGAAGACGACUCGUCUCGGGCCGAUUCGGGAGCUGCCGAUCAGUCGGAAAACAGAGCCGAUAACUCAGGGGCACAGCCAGAAAAAGCUACUCCUGAGGGCACAAAUGAAACUCCGAGUGGAUCCGUUAUCAGGUCAGACGCGAAGGGUUCCGAGCCUAAAGCAGAGGAGAAGCCUGCAACAUCGGAAUCAGCGGUGCCUCCGGCAUCAGAAGGAAUAAAAACGAAGAAGUUAACCCCAAAUAAGUCGAAAGAAGGCGGCGAGUCAUUCAAGACGCCCGAUCAAGAACUGCCGCCAAUGUGUGACGAAUGUUCAGUGCGACACAAGCCGGGAGAUCCUCACAGAACUAAGAAAACUUAA
Molecule: messenger RNA, 1212 nt
Organism: Symsagittifera roscoffensis
Lineage: Eukaryota; Metazoa; Xenacoelomorpha; Acoela; Convolutidae
Product: phosphatidylinositol transfer protein 1-like
Exons: 4
Coding region: 1-1212 (403 amino acids)
Biological process (GO): phospholipid transport
Cellular component (GO): cytoplasm
Molecular function (GO): phosphatidylcholine binding; phosphatidylinositol transfer activity; phosphatidylinositol binding
Source: RefSeq, a predicted model, not a curated record